This is a messenger RNA of Phyllostomus discolor (pale spear-nosed bat), 10134 nucleotides long. It is a transcript of the gene KIF1B, whose product is annotated as kinesin family member 1B. The record is from RefSeq and is a predicted model, not a curated record. The coding region runs from base 359 to 5836 and encodes 1825 amino acids. NCBI's taxonomy places the organism in Eukaryota, Metazoa, Chordata, Mammalia, Chiroptera, Phyllostomidae. Gene Ontology annotation, biological process: microtubule-based movement. Gene Ontology annotation, molecular function: microtubule binding; ATP binding; microtubule motor activity. The transcript is spliced from 50 exons.
UCUGGGGAGGCACCGGCGCGAGCCCGAGCCCCUCGUCACCCCCCGCAGGCGCCACCGCCGGCCCUUCGUUGCGCCCCGGCCCCCCGCGCUGCCGCCCUCCGUGGCCCUCGAUGCGGGAGCGGGCCGCUGCGUGAUGGGGCUGCGGAGAGGCGCCCUGCGGCUCGCGGCGGCCGCUGCUCGCGCUGAGGAGCGUCGGUGCUCGGCCCCCCGCGCCCCCGCACGCCGCGGCGCCUGCUGACCCGGCCGGCCCGCCCGCCCGUCAGUCCCCAGCGCCGCUGAGGAAACUUGAACAUAAAUUCAAAAGAAGACUGAUUCUUUCUUUCUGGACUGCACAUAUAUAACAAGACCAUCGAUCAGAAUGUCGGGAGCCUCGGUGAAGGUGGCUGUCCGUGUGCGGCCCUUCAAUUCUCGAGAGACCAGCAAGGAGUCCAAGUGCAUCAUUCAGAUGCAGGGCAACUCGACUAGUAUUGUUAACCCAAAGAACCCAAAGGAAGCUCCGAAGUCCUUCAGCUUCGACUACUCCUACUGGUCUCACACCUCGCCAGAAGAUCCCUGUUUUGCAUCUCAAAGCCGUGUGUACAAUGACAUUGGAAAGGAAAUGCUCUUACAUGCCUUUGAGGGAUAUAAUGUCUGUAUUUUUGCCUAUGGGCAGACUGGUGCCGGGAAGUCUUAUACCAUGAUGGGUAAACAAGAAGAAAGCCAGGCUGGCAUCAUUCCACAGUUAUGUGAAGAGCUGUUUGAAAAAAUCAAUGACAACUGUAAUGAAGAAAUGUCCUACUCUGUAGAGGUGAGCUACAUGGAAAUUUACUGUGAAAGAGUGCGAGAUUUGCUGAACCCAAAAAACAAGGGCAACUUACGUGUACGUGAGCACCCACUUCUUGGCCCAUACGUUGAGGAUCUGUCCAAGUUGGCAGUCACCUCCUACACAGACAUUGCUGACCUCAUGGACGCCGGGAACAAAGCCAGGACAGUGGCAGCUACCAACAUGAAUGAAACAAGUAGCCGUUCCCACGCUGUGUUUACAAUUGUUUUCACCCAGAAGAAACAUGAUACUGAGACCAACCUCUCCACUGAGAAGGUCAGUAAAAUCAGCCUGGUGGAUCUAGCAGGAAGCGAACGAGCUGAUUCAACUGGUGCCAAAGGGACUCGAUUAAAGGAAGGAGCGAAUAUUAAUAAGUCUCUUACAACUCUGGGCAAAGUCAUUUCAGCCUUGGCGGAGGUGGACAACUGCACCAGCAAGAGUAAGAAGAAGAAGAAAACUGAUUUUAUUCCCUACAGGGAUUCUGUGCUUACUUGGCUCCUUCGAGAAAAUCUAGGUGGCAAUUCUCGGACCGCAAUGGUUGCUGCUCUGAGCCCAGCAGAUAUCAACUACGACGAAACUCUGAGCACCCUGAGAUAUGCAGAUCGUGCAAAACAAAUUAAAUGCAAUGCCGUUAUUAACGAGGACCCCAACGCCAAGCUUGUCCGAGAACUAAAGGAGGAGGUGACUCGGCUGAAGGACCUUCUUCGUGCUCAGGGCCUGGGAGAUAUCAUUGACAUUGAUCCAUUGAUCGAUGAUUACUCUGGAAGUGGAGGCAAAUAUCUGAAAGAUUUUCAGAACAAUAAGCAUAGGUACUUGCUAGCCUCUGAGAAUCAACGCCCUGGCAAUUUUUCCACAGCAUCCAUGGGGUCCCUUACUUCAUCUUCAUCUUCCUGCUCACUCAAUAGUCAGGUGGGCUUCACAUCCGUGACCAGUAUUCAGGAGAGGAUCAUGUCUACACCUGGAGGAGAGGAGGCCAUUGAACGUCUAAAGGAAUCAGAGAAGAUCAUUGCUGAAUUGAAUGAAACCUGGGAAGAGAAGCUGCGUAAAACAGAAGCCAUCAGAAUGGAGAGAGAGGCCUUGUUGGCCGAGAUGGGAGUUGCCAUUCGGGAAGAUGGAGGGACUCUGGGAGUUUUCUCACCUAAAAAGACCCCGCAUCUUGUUAACCUCAAUGAAGACCCGCUGAUGUCGGAAUGCCUGCUUUACUACAUCAAAGAUGGAAUUACAAGGGUUGGCCAAGCAGAUGCUGAGCGGCGCCAGGACAUCGUGCUGAGCGGGGCUCACAUUAAAGAAGAGCAUUGUAUCUUCCGCAGUGAGAGGAGCAACAGUGGGGACGUUAUCGUGACUCUAGAGCCCUGCGAGCGCUCAGAAACCUACGUGAAUGGCAAGAGGGUGGCCCAGCCUGUUCAGCUGCGCUCAGGAAACCGUAUCAUCAUGGGUAAAAACCAUGUGUUUCGUUUUAAUCACCCGGAGCAAGCACGGGCUGAGCGGGAGAAGACUCCUUCUGCCGAGACUCCCUCUGAGCCUGUGGACUGGACGUUUGCCCAGAGAGAGCUUCUGGAAAAACAAGGAAUUGAUAUGAAACAGGAGAUGGAGAAAAGGUUACAGGAGAUGGAGAUCCUGUACAAAAAGGAGAAGGAAGAGGCAGAUCUUCUCUUGGAGCAGCAGAGACUGGACUAUGAGAGUAAACUGCAGGCCUUGCAGAAGCAGGUGGAGACUCGAUCCUUGGCUGCAGAGACAACGGAAGAGGAAGAAGAGGAAGAAGAAGUUCCUUGGACGCAACAUGAAUUUGAGCUGGCCCAGUGGGCCUUCCGAAAGUGGAAGUCUCACCAGUUCACUUCCCUGAGGGACUUGCUCUGGGGCAAUGCUGUGUACCUGAAGGAGGCCAACGCCGUCAGCGUGGAGCUGAAGAAGAAGGUGCAGUUUCAGUUUGUGCUGCUGACGGACACGCUGUAUUCCCCUUUACCCCCUGAACUGCUUCCCACUGAGAUGGAAAAAACUCACAUAGACAGGCCUUUCCCUCGCACCGUGGUGGCAGUGGAAGUCCAGGAUCUGAAGAACGGAGCAACGCAUUACUGGUCACUGGAGAAACUCAAGCAGAGGCUGGAUCUGAUGCGGGAGAUGUAUGACCGGGCCGGGGAGAUGGCCUCCAGCGCACAAGAGGAGAGCGAGGCCACUCUGACGGGCAGCGAUCCGUUUUAUGAUCGGUUCCACUGGUUCAAGCUCGUAGGGAGCUCCCCCAUUUUCCAUGGCUGUGUGAAUGAGCGCCUUGCCGACCGCACACCCUCCCCCACUUUUUCCACGGCCGAUUCCGACAUCACUGAGCUGGCUGACGAGCAGCAGGAUGAGAUGGAGGAUUUUGAUGAUGAGGCAUUCGUGGAUGACACCGGCUCUGACGCAGGGACGGAGGAGGGAUCAGAUCUCUUCAGUGAUGGGCAUGACCCGUUUUACGACCGAUCCCCAUGGUUCAUUUUAGUGGGAAGGGCAUUUGUGUACCUGAGCAAUCUGCUGUAUCCCGUGCCCCUGAUCCACAGGGUGGCCAUUGUCAGCGAGAAGGGUGAAGUGCGGGGGUUUCUGCGUGUGGCAGUACAGGCCAUUGCAGCGGAUGAAGAAGCUCCUGAUUAUGGCUCUGGGAUUCGACAGUCAGGAACAGCUAAAAUAUCUUUUGACAACGAGUACUUUAAUCAGAGUGACUUUUCUUCGGUUGCAAUGACUCGUUCUGGUCUGUCCUUGGAAGAGCUGAGGAUUGUGGAAGGACAGGGUCAGAGUUCUGAGGUCAUCACCCCUCCAGAAGAAAUCAGUCGAAUGAAUGACUUGGACUUGAAGUCAAGCACUUUGCUAGAUGGGAAGAUGGUGAUGGAAGGGUUUUCUGAGGAGAUUGGCCACCACCUGAAACUGGGCAGCGCCUUCACUUUCCGUGUGACGGUGUUACAGGCCAGCGGCAUCCUCCCCGAGUACGCGGAUAUCUUCUGCCAGUUCAACUUUUUGCAUCGUCAUGAUGAAGCGUUCUCCACUGAACCCCUCAAAAACAAUGGCAGAGGAAGUCCUCUGGGCUUUUAUCAUGUGCAGAAUAUUGCGGUGGAGGUCACGGAAUCGUUUGUGGAGUACAUCAAAACCAAGCCUAUAGUAUUUGAAGUCUUCGGGCAUUAUCAGCAGCAUCCGCCUCACCUGCAAGGGCAGGACCUGAACAGCCCGCCUCAGCCGUCGCGACGCUUCUUCCCCCCGCCCACGCCGCUGUCCAAGCCAGUUCCAGCCACCAAGUUGAACACCAUGAGCAAAACCAGCCUUGGCCAGAGCAUGAGCAAGUACGAUCUCCUGGUUUGGUUUGAGAUCAGUGAACUGGAGCCUACGGGAGAGUACAUCCCAGCCGUGGUUGACCACACAGCCGGCUUGCCCUGCCAGGGGACGUUUCUGCUUCACCAGGGCAUCCAGCGAAGGAUCACAGUGACCAUUAUCCACGAGAAGGGAAGUGAGCUCCAUUGGAAGGAUGUUCGGGAGCUGGUGGUAGGCCGGAUUCGGAAUAAGGCCGAGGUGGACGAAGCUGCCGUGGAUGCCAUCCUCUCCCUAAAUAUCAUCUCUGCCAAGUACCUGAAGUCUUCCCACAACUCCAGCAGGCUCUGUCUUGAUAAGGAUGUUCCUAGGACCUUCUACCGCUUUGAGGCCGUGUGGGACAGCUCCCUCCAUAACUCCCUUCUUCUCAACCGAGUAACACCCUACGGGGAAAAGAUCUACAUGACCUUGUCGGCCUACUUAGAGCUGGACCAUUGCAUCCAGCCGGCCGUCAUCACCAAGGACGUGUGUAUGGUCUUCUAUUCCCGGGACGCCAGGAUCUCGCCGCCGCGCUCUCUGCGCAGCCUCUUUGGCAGCGGCUACUCCAAGUCACCAGACGCCAAUCGAGUCACUGGAAUUUAUGAACUCAGUUUAUGCAAAAUGGCAGACACAGGUAGUCCAGGCAUGCAGAGGAGGAGAAGAAAAGUCUUGGAUACGUCAGUGGCGUAUGUGCGGGGAGAAGAGAACUUGGCAGGCUGGCGGCCCCGCGGAGACAGCCUCAUCCUUGAGCACCAGUGGGAGCUGGAGAAGCUGGAGCUCCUGCACGAGGUGGAGAAGACCCGCCACUUCCUGCUGCUGCGUGAGAGACUGGAUGACAGCAUCCCCAAAUCCUUGAGCGACUCGCUGUCCCCUAGCCUGAGCAGUGGGACCCUCAGCACCUCCACCAGCAUCUCCUCUCAGAUCUCAACCACCACCUUUGAGAGUGCUGUCACACCCAGUGAGAGCAGUGGGUACGACUCAGCGGACAUCGAGAGCCUGGUGGAUCGGGAGAAGGAGCUGGCCACCAAGUGCCUGCAGCUUCUCACCCACACUUUCAACCGGGAGUUCAGCCAGGUGCACGGCAGCAUCAGCGACUGUAAGUUGUCUGACAUCUCUCCGAUCGGACGGGAUCCCUCGGUGUCCAGCUUCAGCAGCUCCACCCUCACGCCCUCCUCCACCUGCCCCUCUCUGGUAGACUCGAGGAGCAACUCUCUGGAUCAGAAGACCCCAGAAGCGAAUUCCCGGGCCUCUAGUCCCUGCACGGAAUUUGAACAGUUCCAGAUCGUUCCAGCUGUGGAAACACCCUAUUUGGCCCGAGCGGGAAAAAAUGAGUUUCUCAAUCUUGUUCCAGAUAUUGAAGAAAUUAGACCAGGCUCCGUGGUUUCUAAGAAAGGAUACCUGCAUUUCAAGGAGCCCUUUGCUAGCAACUGGGCUAAACAUUUUGUUGUGGUCCGUCGCCCUUAUGUCUUCAUGUAUAACAGUGACAAAGACCCAGUGGAACGUGGCAUUAUCAACCUGUCCACAGCGCAGGUUGAGUACAGCGAGGACCAGCAGGCCAUGGUGAAGGCACCUAACACCUUUGCUGUGCUCACAAAGCACCGUGGGGUCCUCCUGCAAGCCCUCAAUGACAAAGACAUGAACGACUGGUUGUAUGCCUUUAACCCACUCCUUGCUGGCACGAUACGGUCGAAACUCGCCCGCAGAUGCCCGAGCCAGCCGAAGUGCUGAGGGGCUCUGCCGAGCGCCCCCACGCGCCUCCCGAGAGAUAAAGAAAGUGUUACCUCUCAUCUCUCUUUGUGAUUCUUGAGGUUACUCUUGUAUGUACUCCUGUGGCUUAACCCUCCGCCCUCCUUGUCCAGCACUUUUUCUAGCUCCCGUUCCCCAUAUCCAUUGCUCUGUGCUCUCUCUUCUCCUGUGCUGAGAAUCUUGUCAGUAGCAUGUGGCCUAACAAAGGGGGGAAACAAAGCAAAACAAACAAAAACCCCAGAGGGGAAUCCAAUGAGUCUCCAAUUAUUUUUGGUAUAUUUGGCUUCCUUUUGUGUGAUAGGUCCCCAUUGUGACCACCUCUGAUGUCUGUGCUGCUGUCUUUGCAUAUCUUUGUCUUUUUUUUUUUUUAAGACCGCAUAAUGCUUUUUUUUUCUUUUCUGUACUUGUGCUAUCAGUUUAAUUUGUCUCGGGUGGCUUAGAGACAAAGGGAGGAAACAUCUGGCCUUUUCAGAACCUGAGAGGAAAAAAACUUAACCUUUCCCCCUUCUGUUGCCUUUUUCCACCACUGGUUCCUGCGUUUUCCACCCAGGGAGAAGGUUGUGGCGAGCUCAGCAAUGGGGCAGGCCUGUUCUCUGAAGUUGGGGCUUGUUUAGAGAUGGCCAUGCGGUUUUCAGUUAGUGGGACAGAGGAGGGGAGAGGACCUGUUGGCAGGCCUGAGACAGAGGCUGCUGGUGACCUUGUCAGAAGGGAGGAGCCAAGGUUUCCGAGGAGCGCAGGGUGUGGGGGUGGGCUGUGGACGGUCCGCAGGGUGCUUGUUAUGGCGCAGGCCAGGAUUCCGGUGAAUUGCGCCCCUCCUCCCCAUUCCGUUCUUGGGGUCAGGGAUGAUGUGCAACAGUGUGGCAGCAGCGCGGUGUCAUGCACAGAUGUCCCACAAGGGGGAGUGUUUCGCUUUCUGAUGAGGAACUUGGCCAUUGUUGUCCUUUUAAUUGUGGUAAUGCUGAGUAAUGACCUUGUGGUUGUUGUUGCUCCCUUCGAUCAAAGAAAUACAGCUUUCAAGUAUAAACUUGGAAGCCUCCUCUGAAUCCAGUGGUUAUUUGCAAUAAUUCUUGUCAAACGGAAAAUACUUCCAGUGGUGCCUGUCCCCCCAUACUCAUAAAUGAGCAAACAUGGCAGGCUUUGCUUUCUGGACCCCAGGAUUAAAACCAGCGGCCUCCCACCAGUGAAAUCAAAGCAAAAGCAUGUCUGGGGGUAGAGAACAGGGCCCCCCCGAGCCCUGGCCCCAGCAUUGUGUUGCUCGAGUCCCUCGGGCCUCUCCUGGGCUCUGUGUGUCGGGUGUGGCACGUUGCCAGGGGAGGAAGGAGGACACUCAUAGUCCCCCCUUACAGGACGGGGACAGCUGCUUCCACCAGCCACCGUGGAAGAUGCUUUUUUCCUUUCAGCUGCCAGCAAGUUGCACAGGAGCAGCACGGAGAGGAAAAGGCCUCCAAGUAACUUGAGUUGCUCUGCCAGUUAGUAGACGUGGGUUGUUCUUACCAUCCUUUACCUCCCCCGCUCGGACCAUCGCUCGGGCGUUCAGGACAGAGUCUGCUUAUUCCCACUCUGGAGGCCGAGGGUCCUAAGCCUUGAGGUUCCUGGUGCUCAGGUGCUGGGGAACCGGUGGCUGUGCUUCAGGCAGCGGAGGGCAAGGGCCGUGCUCUCUGCAGGGGCGUUGCUGGGCUCAGCGCAGAACAGGGCUCCCAGCGGUACGCGCUGUGAUUGCCUUGCAGAGGGGGGAGCGAGGCAGGGAGAGCUCAGUAAAAGAAAGGAUAGAAAUCACAGGCAGUGACCUCACCUGAAAAGUGGUCAUUGAAAACUCUAGUAGAUUUUUUUAACUUUCUUCUCUUUAAACAUAGGUCACUAACAGCAAUGUUGUUUUGUAAACGGUAUUUUAACGUACUUAGAGGAGUCUGUGUUGUCUAAUAGACACAACGUGCCCUUCUGGUGCACGCUCAAAUCCGGGACCUGCCUGUGCUCAGAGACAGCCUCCUGGACUGGAAUUAAAUCUAAUUUCAGGGAAAUGAAAUUUGAAGGUUCCUUUUAGAAUGAAAUCAUGGAUGCUGCUGCUGUGUCAAGGGGUGGGGGAAGGACCCAUGUCUGUGUGACAAUAGGUGGGGAAGGCUGAGGGAGGGUAAAACCACGUGUUACACUGAAAAGGCUUUUGCUGCUGCUUCUGACUCAAAACCCUCUGGAAGGUCUUUGCUUUGGAGGUGCCAGCGCUUAGAACAGGCCGCGUGGCCUCUUCCUAGCCUUCCCUGGGCCCGGCUGCUUCUCGAGGAAGCAGGGCUCUCGGGCAGGCGCGCCUGCUCCCAGCCGAGGGGCCUCUGCCGCUGACAGGCACGGAUGGGCGGCCUCGCUUGGUAUCUCUCUCUCUCAAAGGGCCCCUCCUCAGAUCUGAGUUAGAGCGGUCUCAGAGUCGAUGUUCCCUUUGCAGACAGAUUCGCCCCCACCUUGAAGCUCUGAGAGACGGUUUAUGACGGGAGCUAUUUACGGGGCUUUAGCUGAAGCCAUAGUGGCAGGGAAGUUUAGUGAUGAACUUAACGUUUUAAGAAAACCACCGUUUUGAAGGUUUUUAAAUUUUCUUCCUAAAAUACUUCUUUCAACAAGCAAAAAAAAAAAAAAGGGCAAGUUAAGGAAACUCGUACACAAAUGAAGGAGAAAUGAGUGCCAGUUCAAAGUAAUCAUCUGCUCCCCUCCUUCCCCUCCUCCUGUCUCCUGCCAGAGCAAAACCCGGCCUUACAGCCCGCACCAGACCAGCGCACACCCUCCUGCCUGCGCCUGCCUGGGGGUCAGCCAGCUCUCAGGCCGGGCUCUGCGGGGCUGGCCAGCCCCUGCACACAGCCAGGAGCCCAGGAAGGCUGCCGCUGCGGCUGGGCGGGCACCUAAAUUGCAGUACAUCAUUAAAACAGGGUGAUGGCAGGGGAAAAUGAUUUUUCCCAACCAGGAAACCACUCUGAUUUUAUCAGUAUAUAUAUAUAUUUUUUUUUUUCUUGUUCAGCUCUGUAGAACUUAGAGAGCUGCUCAUAUUUUUGAUGGAUUUUUUUUCAGCUCUUUCAAGAUGAAGGAAUAAAUUAAAUCAUUGUGAAAGGUCUUUUGGGAUCUAAAAAGAAAAUGACUUCACCUGGCACAUAUUUCAAAGCAAAGACUUUGUUGCCUGCUGCUUCUUCUCUAAUUUACAGGGAUAUUUAAUUUUGUAAGGUAUUUGUAUAUUUAUACAGCUGUAAUUAAUUGCACAUUGGACUGGAAAAGAGAGGACGACCCGGCGCCUCUCGUGCUGUGCGCUCCCCUCGGGGUCCGAGGGGCGGUGUCAGGGCUUGUCCGUCUGACUUGGGUCCUUCAUUUUCCCUUUCGGUUCCCCUUCGAAAAUGUGACUGUUAACCUGCUCCUUACAAAGAAUUCUGACUCUGCUGCUGCUCUCAGAAGGAAUGCUGAAUGUGUUUCCAGUAGGACUGUAGCCCGUGUGUACUGCAUGCAGCUGUCCACCGUAGCCAGCGAUGGUUCAGCCAAGUGCGUGGCCAAACCAUUACUGUGUGAGGUAGGAAUGUACUGAUGUGUGUUUCCGUAGAAUUGAAAUAUCAGCCGAGAGAUUCUCUGCUUUUGCUGUUCAAAAGGCCAUUUAUGACAUUUGUAUUCGAGCCCCAUAAAAUCUUAGGAAAGCCUCUAACCACCACCUGAAGGAAGAAACGAGAGUUGACACAAGCUCCACGUGAAAAACCCACGGCCGGACAGACGGCUGCGCUCAGAUGGGAAGGUUGGUCUCUCGCCAGACCCGGCUGUCCCGUGCUGUUUUCCGUCUUCGCGUCGCUUUUUUUCCAGGCUGCGUAUUCGUUCUGGCAUCAGUUCACGCGAGGACUCUGCCCGCCUUCUCGCGCCCGAGGCGGCGUCUCAGCCCUCGCGGCUCCCGCGUACCUGUCGUUGAGAUGUCAGGUCUCGUGUCACCACCCUGCGCACCGCAACAAAACCCACGAACAUAAGUGGCCUUUUUGAACCAAGACUUCGCACCCUGACCUCUCCCCGGUGAAGGAGUUCAGCACAUUAGCAACAGUGUACAUUCUUGGUUUCGGGUUUUCAUUUCCACGUUUUAUCAUGUAAAUACUAUCUGACGUUUGGAGCUUGGGUUUACAGAAUGUAAAUAUAGUUCUCGUAUUUGUACUAAUUCCGGUUCUUUUGCUGUAGAGCCGUAGGCGUGCAAUGCAGACAUUAUCUAACUGUGUGUGGUAACCUUGCAUCACGGCACUAGUAGUGAACGAGGUCAAAUAAUAAAGGUACAACCAGUGCAUCAG